Molecule: messenger RNA, 893 nt
Organism: Capsella rubella
Lineage: Eukaryota; Viridiplantae; Streptophyta; Magnoliopsida; Brassicales; Brassicaceae
Product: protein arv1 homolog
Exons: 9
Coding region: 19-717 (232 amino acids)
Biological process (GO): sphingolipid metabolic process; sterol metabolic process; intracellular sterol transport
Cellular component (GO): cortical endoplasmic reticulum; Golgi apparatus
Source: RefSeq, a predicted model, not a curated record
CUGAAGAGAGAGAGAGAGAUGGCGAGAGAGAAGAAGAAGAGGUGUGUGGAGUGUGGGCAUAAAGCUAAAUCCUUGCUCAUUCAAUACUCUCCUGGCAAUUUUCGCCUCAUGAAAUGCGAGAAUUGCGAGGAAGUAGCAGACGAAUACGUCGAGUGUGAGCUAAUGAUAAUUUUCAUCGACUUGAUUCUUCACAAAACAAAGGCAUACAGACACUUACUCUACAAUGUAGUUAAUCAAGAAUCUGCUAAUGUUCAGCAUCUAUUGUGGAAAUUGGUCUUGGCUUAUCUUCUUCUAGAUACUUAUAGAAGCUUGCUUCUGCGAAGAACCAGUGACGAAUCGAAUGUGUCCAUGAGCUUUGUUCUUGAAUCUCUAAAGGUUCUGGUCAAUGUUCUAUCUGCGAAUUUUGCAUUUGUUUUGUCAUUUUCACUUGCUGCUAAGAUGAUGCUGGGUAUGUCAAGAGGACAAGAGAUUCUUUUGGGGAUCUUAAUCUCGAGUUACAUCAAGAUCUUUCUAUUUGCUAUGCCGGUCUGGGAAUUCCCGGUUUCUGUGAUCUUCAUCGUAGAUAUGCUCGUUUUAACAUCAAAUGCAGUUGCUCUUAAAGUGAUGACUGAAUCAGCAACGAGCAGAUGCGUAGCCGUGUGUUUCAUUGCACACUCAAUUAGAUUCUUAGCGGAUCAGAUCACUGGGCCAACCAAACACUUUGGAUAUGUCAUGUAAACUACCCUCUCUUAUAAGGAACUUGUGAUCUCAUAUAAUCUUCUUUAGGGUCCUUUAGUUUCUUUUGUCUAACACCUAUGUGAUAUAAUAUAUGGUAAUUUAGGAUCGUCAUAAACAGACUUGAUUUAUAUUGUUACAAAUAUGGAUUGAAAACAAAAAAAGUUACAGAAAACUUA